UGCAAGUGCGCAUCGUUUGUAUUGACAGCUGUCUCUCGGCUGAUCCCGACUGUGUAUCCCGUUUCGCUUUGCUAUUUUUUUUCUUCGUCACCGCAUUGCAAUCUCACGCUGGUAUCAUUGCACUCGCGCAGCGAUUUCACGGGAAAUCACAUAACUAGUUCGGAGUUUGCGAAUUUACCAAUUGAUGAAGAUAUUUUGACAACGUCGACGACGGGUAGAGAGGAAAGAUAUCCGCGUUUGAAGGACGAUCCAAGAGCGAUAGUCCAGUAUGAUAUGCACUGCGGAGGAGAAACGAAACCUUGGACGAAGUGCGCGUGUGCGAUACGAGUGCCCGCGGUUUUGCCGCCCGCUUUAAUUGUUGCGCUAUUACUUAUCUUUUGCCGGCUUGCACCUUCGUGCUCGUAGAUUGUAUCUGCAUGGUACAAAAAAAUAAAAAAAUAAUUUGAAGGACAAUAAUAUUCAGAGAGAGAGAUAUAUAUAUAUAUAUAUGCACGUAUCUUUCUUGUAAGAGAAUAAAGCAGAGAAAAAAGGUGCGCAAAGAGGACGAGAUACGAGAAAGCUUAUACGAGAAAGGUGGAAAAGAAGAAAGAAUUGUUCAUUUCCGGAGGUGGAGAUUUCCUGCCGCGCUUUUCCCUUCCCUCUCUCUCUCUCUCUCUCUCUUAAUUUCCUCCUGCUCCCGUUGCUCGUAUUGCGUAUACGAUCGCGAAGUGCCCUCGCAACGUGAGUGCAUCGCAAAGACUACAUAACGAAGUUAAGCGGCGCCACAAUAAAACGUUUACUCGAUGCAUGUAUGAUUUACCCAGGGUACUGCGGAUAAAUUACGCGAGAAGAAUUCCGCAUGCGAGAUACAAACGGAAUAAAGGGAUUCUUCUCGAUCAAGUGCGCCGCGCCGAGCCGCACCGGCGGAUCUCGCGUGAUUACUAGAUACAGUGUUGCUCGCGUGUGACGAGAGCCAGUGGACCCUCACGCGAGCACCGUCAAUUUAUCCAAAGCCUUCAUUAUACGGAACAGCCAGCGAGAGCCAGCGAAAGGGAGAAAGAAAGACAGAUGACAGGAAAAUAGAGUCAUGGAUAUCUGGAUGGCAAUACAAAAGAUUUGCAAUUCUACAUAUAAAGUAAUAGAUAACAAUUAUCGCCGUUAUCUCAUUUGAGCGAGACCAGAUACGUUCGAAUACGUUUUUUCGAUCUCAAUAAGAAAGCCGAUCACGAUUAUUGUGACAACGAAACAGGAGAUCGGCUUUUCAUCCAUUAAUAUUCUGCGAGCGAUAUGGGUAAGGCGAAAAAAAGGAUAUCUUCGUUAGUAGACAUUCCUAGAACGGAGAGUGGGCGAAAGAAACCAAUGUGCGGGCGAUGUGAUGUUCAUGGACUGGAAAUUGUGCUCGAGGGACACAAAAAGUAUUGCAAAUAUCAAAAAUGCACAUGUACAGAUUGUUAUUAUUUUCUGGCGAAACAGAGAAUAGCGGCAGACGAGAUAGCUCGGAAACGAGCGAAUAAAUUGAGUAAAGAGAAAGAAAUUAAUCACGAAGAGAUGUUACCGCUAUCUUUACCUUAUCCGCCAAAAGAAGACAACGGUCUAUCGAGUUUACUGAAAUAUACAUUGCAGGAGAUGUACAAAUCUUUCUCUGUGUGGCAUAGUCCCGCCAAGAUAGAGCGAAUCUUGCGCAUUCUCGUCACCUAUGCUCAUGAAAUAGAUUCGAGGAUCAAAUUUAAUGGUUUUUUGGAAUCUACUAAAUACUUGAUUUUUCAAGUCAUUUAUCAAGCAGAACCAAUGUCAUUCAUGACAUUCCAGCAGGCAACGACAUGUUGUUAUGUCCCGCCGAUCUUGCACACACCAUACAAGGAACAGCUUGAUGGAAUAAAAUCACAGUAUUUUAUGAAUUUGGAGUACCCAUCCCCAAAUUUUCCAGUUUGGUCCUCUAAUUUCUUAUCAAUGACAACAACAAAUACGUCUCUUGAAACACUUAAAUCUCCUUCUGAACUAUCUGUUGAUUCUUUUAUUGAUUCUUCUGCUGGGCCUUCUACUGAUUCUUUUACCGAACCUUUUCCUGAUACUCCUACUGACCUUUCUACUAAAUCUUCUACAUACUGUUGAUCGACCGUUAACAGUCAAUGAAAUAAAUCGACGAGGAAAAUGUGUAGAAUCCAAAGAAAAUCGUGUCGCCUGCAAAGUGAUAGAACGAUUGUCAGGACGAGCACUGAACCUGACUAUCAAUCAUUGCCAACAUGUUUCGGACAUCGCUACGCGAGAUAUGCAGUCAACGCUGCUACAUAUUCAGUGGUCCGAGGAAAUCGCAAUCAAUCGAGAAAUUCUUAAAAAAAAACUCGCGAAAAAUUAUUAUAUCGGUUUCACAGCAAGUUCCCAAGACGUUUUUCGUCCUUUGCUUUUAAUCCUCGAUUGUGAUCGUGGUCCUUCGUGAAAGGACGAAAAGUUACCGCUUCUCUACGAGAUAAUCUCACAGUGAUCGAUGCCAUCGCGAUAACAGAUCUUUGCGGUAAUGGAUCGAACGAUCGUGGACCGUCAUGCGAACAACAAGAUCGCAGAGCGUAAUCCAUUCAUUUUUCAAACGAUCACUCGCGAUUUCCUCGGCAGGCGAAUGCUGAAUUGUAUCCAAUCGCCGCGUUCGGAUUUUCGUUUCAGGCAGAAACGAAAUCGACGGACCCUGACGUUACGCAUGGUAAAGCAGCUCCCGCAAGGCAGCUCAAUCAAGCAUAAUCUCGGAGAAUGAGAAGACCGCGACAUACCGUUUCUGACGUUCCUUGAGCUUGUCCGGCGAGUUCAUGUACCGCGCCCUCACGUGUCUGUCCAUUUUAAAAUUCGGUGCGAGAACGCGAUGGCAAGAUGCCGCUGCAGAGAAAAACGACCGUAAGCGCGACAGGCAUCAAGCGAAUCGUUAAGAAAUCUAUCCGAUCAUAAGUAACGGUUUUAUUCGCUGAUUUCUCCACAGCGAUGGCGGAUGGCCAAUUUUGUGUAUGGAAAACCGAACGCUGAAUGACGGCGAUGGCUGCGUAAACAGGCGAAGCGUUGGUCGAAUUAGUCGAUAAUGGAUGACAGAUGGAUUUUGAUGCUUUCUGCUUAUUCAUAUAUAUUAUAUAUAUGCUAACUUGCUGUUUUCUCGAUUUAGAUGUGUUAUUGAAUAUUAUUGGAAGAUACGAGACUUACAGCCACGCAUGAUCGAGCAUGGUAAGACAUCCAUUUUUCAAUCAUCGAUUACGAUUACUUAAAUUUAUUCGACAAACUUUUCAAAUUUUUCUAUUUCUCAAAAAAAGCGAAAUCUCUUUCUAAAAUAUAUUCAUGCAAAUCGUGCUUGUUCAAUGCUCAAAGAUCAAAUACGUGGCAUUUUUUAUGCUUAAUAUUGUAAAACGUAAU
Messenger RNA from Trachymyrmex septentrionalis, 3366 nucleotides. It is a transcript of the gene Dsx, whose product is annotated as doublesex- and mab-3-related transcription factor 1A-like. Bases 1267 to 2091 code for a protein of 274 amino acids. NCBI's taxonomy places the organism in Eukaryota, Metazoa, Arthropoda, Insecta, Hymenoptera, Formicidae. The record is from RefSeq and is a predicted model, not a curated record. The transcript is spliced from 6 exons. Gene Ontology annotation, cellular component: nucleus. Gene Ontology annotation, biological process: sex differentiation; regulation of transcription by RNA polymerase II. Gene Ontology annotation, molecular function: DNA-binding transcription factor activity, RNA polymerase II-specific; RNA polymerase II cis-regulatory region sequence-specific DNA binding.